AUGGAUUUCCCGAGAUGGGGUAAUUUUCGCCCUAAAGACGUGUUGCGGCUGCAAGGCUUGAUUUGCUGUUGCUGUUCUCCACCUCGGAGCCAUUUUUUUCCCUUCUUCUUCUUUCACCCAGGUACAUGGCCUGGAUCUGAUCAUCUAUCAUCCACAAUGGUCGCCGAAAGUAACGGGACCGAAACCUCCCCUCUACUCCGCGACCCCGAAGUCGGAGACCGGCAGUCCGUCAAGUCGGGAUGGCGACUGGAAUUCUCGAUCAUCUCUAAAUACACCGCCCCACUCAUGAUAGCCCUUCUUCUCCAGCAUGUAUUGACUGGCUCGAGUAUUUUCAUGGUGGGCCAUCUGGGGAAGAAGGAGAUCGGGGCCGUGAGCUUGGCAAAUUUGACAGCCCAGAUCACUGGCUAUUUCGCCUUUCAGGGACUCGCGACAUGCCUUGACACAUUAUGUCCGCAGGCUUAUGGGUCUGGAAAACUCACUAUGGUCGGGUUGCAUGUUCAGCGGUUGACGCUGUUCAUGCUCGUUCUCAUUAUUCCCAUCGGUGCGAUGUGGUUCAAUGCGGAUCGCAUCUUCCUCUUGAUUCUACCGGAUGAGUCAAGAGAGACUGCUAUUCUUGCUGGUGUUUAUUUGAGAAUUGCUAUCAUAGGUGCGCCGGGCUACGCAUGCUUCGAGUCGGGAAAACGCUUCUUCCAGGCUCAGGGUAUGUUCGGUGCGAGUCUGGUUGUGCUUUUGGUUUGCUCUGUCUUGAACAUUUUCAUGGGCUGGCUGUUUGUCUGGAAAUUGCAGUGGGGAUUUGUCGGUGCACCUAUCGCCGUCGCAAUUGCAAACAGUCUUCUUCCAGUAUUCCUGGCACUCUAUGUCAUCUUUGUCGAUGGAUCAGAGUGCUGGCACCCUAUCUCAAUGGAAAUAUGGUACGGCUGGGGCCCGAUGUUACGUCUGGCUAUCCCAAGCUGGCUUAUGAUUGAAGCCGAGGUUCUUGCCUGGGAAUUCAUGACCAUCAUGGCUUCACGCCUGGGUGCCACAGAGCUCGCUGCCCAGGCUGCCCUCUCAACACUCGCCGAUUUUGCAUUUCAGGUCUCGUUCUCGAUCGCCGUUGCCGGCGGUACCCACGUGGCCUACCUGGUAGGCUCGGGCUUCCUCCAGCGUGCAGCCACCGCAUCCAGAGUCAUGGUGCUCUCCUCAUUCGGCGCUGGCAUCGGAAACAUGAUCGUCAUAUUCGCUCUUCGGGGUGUCAUUCCUGGUCUUUUCAGUGAUAUCGGCGAUGUCUGGCACUAUAUCUACUUCCUCCUUCCUCUGGGAGCCGUUGUUCAGAUCUCUGACGCCGUGGCCACGUCUCUGAAUAGUCUCUUGCGAGCUGUCGGACGGCCUGACCUAGGUAGCUAUGUUCAGCUCUCGGUUUACUAUCUUGUGGGCUUGCCCUUGGGCGUUGUGCUAGCCUUUGUGCUGGACUGGAGCAUAUUCGGACUGUGGUGUGGAAUCCUUGCCGGACAAGCGAUCAUUGUGCUAGUUGAGGGAUUCUAUUUCUGGAAGAUGGUUGACUGGGAGAAAGCGUCCCAGGAAGCUAUAGAGCGGAUGUAA
Molecule: messenger RNA, 1578 nt
Organism: Penicillium olsonii
Lineage: Eukaryota; Fungi; Ascomycota; Eurotiomycetes; Eurotiales; Aspergillaceae
Source: the annotation of a GenBank genome assembly